Messenger RNA from Theobroma cacao (cacao), 1639 nucleotides. The record is from RefSeq and is a predicted model, not a curated record. Lineage: Eukaryota; Viridiplantae; Streptophyta; Magnoliopsida; Malvales; Malvaceae.
GUUACACAAUAAUGCCAUUUUGAUCUUUCUUUUUCAAUUGUCCUGAUUUUCAUGAUCAAAAUUACUAUGUUUACUCGUCAUGUUCAACCAAAACAUUAUUUUCUUGGUACGAAUACGAGAUAGUUGCUUGAGCACCAUCCAAUUUGCUUUGACUCUGUCCUCCUCUUGCAUGGAGCAGUGGGCACAAUAAAAAUUUGUGGUUUUUAUUUUUUCACUACAUUUUCUUCCACAUCUUCUUCUUGAAGGUUCAUCAGGUUGAGCUACUUUUAAUAGUGCCUGUUUCCCAUUACAAAAGGCGGUGAUUGUUGAUGGAAUACCAUCUUCAUCUUAUCAGUGGAAGGUAGAUUAUGGAUAGUCUAAAGAUGGAUACUCGCACUAGCAACGACCAAAUGCCCUACAAAGAGGAGAAGAUGAGCAAAGGCUUGAAGAGAUCCUUGCUGGUGUUGAAUUGCGCACUGUUAGCCUUGGGAAAUGUUGGUGGCCCCCUUAUAAUGAGGCUCUACUUCUUGAAAGGUGGUAAGGGAGUUUGGACAUCAAGCUGUUUAGAAACUGCUGGCUGGCCAUUUAUGGUAAUGCCUCUCACAUUUUCAUACUUGUAUCGUCGAAGAAAGGAAGGCCCUGCGACCGAGCUUUUCUUCAUUAAACCUCCUUUGUUUCUGGUUAGUGCUGUUGUAGGCCUUCUUACUGGCGUGGAUGACUUUUUGUAUGCUUAUGGUGUUGCUCGCCUCCCUGUCUCUACCUCAGCUCUGAUAAUUUCAACCCAAUUGGCCUUUACCGCUGCAUUCGCCUUUUUAUUGGUCAAGCAGAAGUUCACAUCUUUUACCAUUAACUCGGUUUUUUUGUUGACUGUCGGAGCAGUGGUUCUUGCACUUCAUACAAGUUCAGAUCGCCCAGCAAAUGAAUCCAACCGACAAUAUUACUUGGGAUUUUUUAUGACACUUGCAGCUUCAAUGCUUUAUGGAUUUGUGUUACCGGCGAUUGAGUUAACAUACAAGAAAGCAAAGCAGACUAUUACUUACUCUUUGGUGAUGGAGAUGCAAAUGGUUAUGUCAUUUUCAGCUACAGUUUUCUGCACCAUUGGGAUGCUUUUUCACAAAGAAUUUGAGGCAAUUCCAAGAGAGGCAAGUAAAUUUGAGCUAGGGCAAUCAACAUACUAUCUGGUAAUCCUGUUGAGUGCAAUCUUAUGGCAGUUCUUUUUCAUGGGAGCUGUCGGAGUAAUUUUCUCUGGGUCCUCACUGCUGUCUGGCAUAAUAAUUGCAGCUCUGCUUCCGGUGACAGAAUCUUUGGCUGUAUUGUUCUUCCAUGAAAAGUUCCAAGUUGAAAAAGCUAUAUCCGUUGUGUUAUCUCUUUGGGGAUCUCUGUCUUACUUCUAUGGUGAGCUCCAAAAAAACAAGAAAAAUCAAGCUUCAGAAAGAGCAAUGGCCUAGUAUGUACUUCAUUGAAUUCAAAUGAAAGUACUUGUCUGUAUCUUUGCUUGCAUAUUUCAAGCAUAGUUUAAGCUUCUGAACCACAACUCUAGAUGCUGUGGCUAUUAAAUCAUUAUCUUUGUAUAAUAUUAUAUAAAAUUUAUAUCUCAACAAUCAUACUGUUAUACGAUAAACAAUGAAUGAGAACUAUUAGAAUGAGUAGAACAGUUAUA